AUGUCCAACAAAACCGACUCACAAGCUGGAGAGAAGGGCAAAUUCCAGCCCGUCUCGCAUAAACAGUCGCAAGACCUUCCCGGCCUCGAGCGAGAUAUGAAACCUACUAGCGAAUCGACAGCGCUUGAGGGAGAGGAUUCCUUUGUUGAAUAUGCUGCUGCUGGAAAGCUAAAGGGCAAAAAGGCCAUAAUCACAGGAGGAGACUCAGGAAUCGGCCGCGCCGUGGCCGUUCUUUUUGCUCGUGAAGGCGCCGAUAUCAGCAUCGUGUACCUCCCAGAAGAGCAGCCCGAUGCCGAGGACACCAAGAAGAUGGUAGAGAAGGAAGGAAAACAGUGCCUCUUGAUACCGGGAGACUUGAUGGAGAACAAGACCUGCCAGGAUGCAGUGUCGAAGCACGUUGAGAAAUACGGAGAGGUCAAUAUCCUUGUCAACAACGCCUCGAAACAAAUAAAGUGCCCCGACUUUGCCGACAUCGAUCUCGAUAAUGUGGAGAGUACUUUCCGGAGCAACAUUCUACAAAUGUUUGCCAUGACCAAGUACUCCGUUCCUCACAUGCCUAAAGGCUCUACCAUAAUCAACACUGCUUCCACUGCGCCAUUGUCUCCUUCACGCACGCUCGCCCAGAAUCUCUUGCAGAGGGGCAUUCGAGUCAAUGCCGUCGCCCCCGGCCCCGUACAUACCCCGUUGCAGCCGGCAUCCAGAUCCGCAGAAGAGAUGGAAGAGUUUGGCCACAAGUCGAAGCUCGGCAGGAUCGGGCAGCCUAGUGAGAUCGCGCCUAGUUUUGUCUUCCUGGCCUCCAAGGACUCGGAGUUGUACUACGGCCAGGUCUUGAAGGCAUUCCCCGUUGGCGACUAA
Molecule: messenger RNA, 855 nt
Organism: Parascedosporium putredinis
Lineage: Eukaryota; Fungi; Ascomycota; Sordariomycetes; Microascales; Microascaceae
Source: the annotation of a GenBank genome assembly